Nomascus leucogenys (northern white-cheeked gibbon) is the source of this 2906-nucleotide messenger RNA. It is a transcript of the gene FSCB, whose product is annotated as fibrous sheath CABYR binding protein. Gene Ontology annotation, molecular function: calcium ion binding. Gene Ontology annotation, cellular component: sperm principal piece; sperm fibrous sheath. Lineage: Eukaryota; Metazoa; Chordata; Mammalia; Primates; Hylobatidae. Gene Ontology annotation, biological process: negative regulation of protein sumoylation. The record is from RefSeq and is a predicted model, not a curated record.
CAAAAAAGCAUCAAUUUCAGCAAUUAGAAAGUGGCAUUACUGGAAUUUACCUGAUGUUCUUUUGUAGACAAAUGCUUUUUUUCAACUUGACUUGUUUCAAAAAGUAGAUUCUCACUUGCAGCCAUUACCUAUGGAUGUAUACUAAGUUUGAAAGUCCUAGGAAUACCACUGAUGGAAUCCUGAAGGCAGAAUUGGCUAUGAUGUCAUAGACCCUUGAAGGAAACUUCUAAAAGUGAUACUUAGUUAUAACAGAGACUAAACAAGAAAGACGCUUACUGAAUAAGGUGGGAUCCAAUAAGAGUGUAGUAUGGAAUGCAAUAACUUAUGAAUUACUUUUUUUCUGAGGGAGUCAACAGAAUGACACCUAAGAAAGGCAAAGUCUUUGACACUUGGUACGUUUGUGAUUUUUGGUCAUUACUUGAAAAUUAAUAAAUUUGAAAUCACUAGUCUUAGAAAUGGAAGAAAGUGAUGACUCUAAUCAGCCUAUCUCAGCAUGUAGGCAAGAAAUUCGAAAGAGAAGACGACCCAGCCAACCAAUGGUAGACAAAAACCAGCAAACUGAUGUAAUAGAGAAAAAGAAACACAUGGCCAUACCAAAAUCAUCUAGCCCCAAAGCUACCCAUCGUAUCGGUAAUACUUCUGGAAGCAAAGGCAGCUACUCUGCCAAAGCCUAUGAGUCUAUUAGAGUAUCUUCUGAACUUCAGCAAACUUGGACAAAGAGAAAGCGUGGACAGGAAAUGACUAGUAAGUCUCUCCAGACAGCCACCAUUGUAGAAGAGAAAAAAGAAGUCAGGUUAGUUGAGGAAACCGUGGUACCUGAAGAAAAGUCAGCUGAUGUUAGAGAAGGUGCUACUAAAUUGCCAAAGAGUGUUCAGGAAGUAGAAAUUCCACCAAACAUACCUUCAGUUCAACUAAAAAUGGACAGAUCUCAGCAGACCAGCCGUACAGGAUACUGGACCAUGAUGAACAUCCCUCCUGUAGAAAAAGUGGACAAGGAACAACAGACAUACUUUAGUGAAUCGGAAAUAGUGGUUAUUUCCAGGCCGGAUAGUUCUUCUACAAAGUCAAAGGAAGGUGCCCUGAAACAUAAAUCCUUGGGAAAGAUUUUUGCUAGUGAACACCCUCAACCAGCAACAAACAGCAAUGAAGAAAUUAGGCAGAAAAGUAUCAGCAGAACUUCAUUUACUGAGGAGACUAAAAAUGGUCCUCUGGUACUUUUAGAAGAUGAGCUUAGGGAAGAAGUAACUAUACCUGUUGUACAAGAAGGUUCUGCUGUUAAAAAAGUGGCUUCUGCUGAAAUAGAGCUUCCACCAACAGAAAAAUUUCCAGCUGAAAUACAGCCUCCAUUAGUUGAAGAGGCCACUGCUAAGGCAGAGCCCAGACCUGCUGAAGAGACUCAUGUCCAAGUACAGCCAUCAACUGAAGAGACUCCUGCUGCUGAGGCAGCCGCUGCAGUUGCAGAGAAUUCUGUUGAAGUUCAGCCUCCACCUGCUGAAGAGGCCCCAUUAGUGGAGUUUCCUGCUGAAAUUCAGCCUCCAUCAGCUGAAGAGUCUCCUUCUGUAGAGCUUCUUCCUGAAAUUCUGCCUCCAUCAGCUGAAGAGUCCCCUUCAGAAGAGCCUCCUGCUGAAAUUCUGCCUCCACCAGCUGAAAAGUCUCCUUUGGUAGAGUUUCCUGGUGAAAUGCCAUCUGCCUCAGCAGAAAAGGCUCCCAUUGAAGUACAGCCUUUACCAGCUGAGGGCGCCCUUGAAGAGGCCCCAGCUAAAGUAGAGCCUCCCACUGUUGAAGAGACCUUUGCUGAAGUUCAGCCUCUAUUACCUGAAGAGGCUCCUAGAGAAGAGGCUCGAGAACUUCAGCUUUCAACAGCUCUGGAGACCCCUGCAAAAGAGGCUCCUACUGAAUUUCAGUCUCCAUUAGCUAAAGAGACCACUGCAGAAGAGGCCUCUGCUGAAAUUCAGCUUCUAGCAGCUACAGAGGCUCCUGCAGAUGAAACUCCUGCUGAAGCUCGGUCUCCACUAUCUGAGGAGACUUCUGUAGACGAGGCUCCUGCUGAAGUUCAGUCUCCAUCAGCUAAGGGAGUUUCUAUAGAAGAGGCCCCUCUUGAGCUUCAGCCUCCAUCAGGUGAAGAGACCACUGCGGAAGAGACCUCUGCUGCAAUUCAGCUUCUAGCAGCUACAGAGGCUUCUGCAGAAGAGGCUCCUGCUGAAGUUCAGCCUCCACCAGCUGAGGAGGCCCCCGCUGAAGUUCGGCCUCCACCAGCUGAGGAGGCCCCCGCUGAAGUUCGGCCUCCACCAGCUGAGGAGGCCCCCGCUGAAGUUCAGUCUCUACCAGCUGAGGAGACUCCUAUAGAAGAGACCCUUGCUGCGAUACACUCUCCCCCAGCUGAUGAUGUCCCUGCAGAAGAGGCCCCCGUUGACAAACAUUCCCCACCAGCUGAUUUGCUUCUGACUGAGCAGUUUCCUAUACGAGAGGCCUCUGCUGAAGUUUCACCUCCACCAUCUGAACAAACCCCUGAAGAUGAGGCUCUGGUAGAGAAUGUGUCUACUGAAUUUCAGUCACCGCAGGUGGCAGGAAUUCCAGCAGUAAAAUUAGGAUCAGUUAUUUUGGAAGGUGAAGCAAAAUUUGAAGAGGUUUCACAAAUGAAUUCUGUCCUUAAAGAUUUGUCUAAUACCAGUGAUGGACAGGCUCGCACUCUUGAAAUAGAAGGUGUUUUUCAUAUAGAACUAAAACAACGUCCUCCUGAACUGUAGUCAGGUUGUACCUGAGCUAGCAAUCAGAAGCUACGUGGUUUUGGAAGAACAUACUUUAGAAAAGGGUGGGCGGCGGGAAGUAGCUUUGUCAAUAAGGCAAAUUAAAGGGAACCCCAAGACUUGGAAUACAGGUUGGAAAAUGAACAAUAAAAACUGUAA